CCUGGGGGAGAAGGACUGCGCUGCUCCCUGCGAGCCCACCCGGCCCGACGGCCACAUGUUCUUCAACGAGGACGAGAUCCGCUUCGCCCGCAUCUGGAUCCUCAUCUGGUCCGUCCUGUGCUGCGCCUCCACCUUCUUCACCGUCACCACCUACCUGGUGGACAUGCAGCGCUUCCGCUACCCCGAGCGACCCAUCAUCUUCCUCUCGGGGUGCUACACCAUGGUGUCGGUGGCCUACAUCGCCGGCUUCGUGCUGGAGGAGAGGGUGGUGUGCAACGAGCGCUUCCAGGAGGACGGCUACCGCACCGUGGUGCAGGGCACCAAGAAGGAGGGCUGCACCAUCCUCUUCAUGAUGCUCUACUUCUUCAGCAUGGCCAGCUCCAUCUGGUGGGUCAUCCUCUCCCUCACCUGGUUCCUGGCCGCCGGCAUGAAGUGGGGCCACGAGGCCAUCGAGGCCAACUCCCAGUACUUCCACUUGGCCGCCUGGGCCGUGCCGGCGGUCAAGACCAUCACCAUCCUGGCCAUGGGGCAGAUCGACGGCGACCUGCUGAGCGGCGUCUGCUUCGUGGGCCUCAACAACAUCGACCCUCUGCGAGGCUUCGUGCUGGCGCCGCUCUUCGUCUACCUCUUCAUCGGCACCUCCUUCCUCCUGGCUGGCUUCGUCUCCCUCUUCCGCAUCCGCACCAUCAUGAAGCACGGCGGCACCAAGACGGAGAAGCUGGAGCGGCUCAUGGUUCGCAUCGGCGUUUUCAGCGUCCUCUACACCGUGCCGGCCACCAUCGUCAUCGCCUGCUACUUCUACGAGCAGGCCUUCCGCGAGCACUGGGAGCGCAGCUGGAUCAGCCAGAACUGCAAGAGCUUGGCCAUCCCCUGCCCGCUGCACUUCACCCCCCGCAUGACCCCCGACUUCACCGUCUACAUGAUCAAGUAUCUCAUGACUCUGAUCGUGGGCAUCACCUCGGGGUUCUGGAUAUGGUCUGGCAAAACCCUGCACUCCUGGAGGAAGUUCUACACUCGGCUCACCAACAGCAAGCAGGGCGAGACCACGGUGUGACCCCCCUGCCCUUCGGCCUGAAAUAUUUUUUUGUUUUGGGGGUGGGGGGGGGAGGAGUUAUUAUAUAUUUUUUAUUUUUAGA
Messenger RNA from Zonotrichia albicollis (white-throated sparrow), 1136 nucleotides. RefSeq names its product frizzled class receptor 2 (gene FZD2). Gene Ontology annotation, biological process: canonical Wnt signaling pathway; non-canonical Wnt signaling pathway. Gene Ontology annotation, molecular function: Wnt receptor activity; Wnt-protein binding. Lineage: Eukaryota; Metazoa; Chordata; Aves; Passeriformes; Passerellidae. The record is from RefSeq and is a predicted model, not a curated record. Gene Ontology annotation, cellular component: plasma membrane.